AUGGCGCUGUUUUCAGCAGCAGCAAAAGGUGACGUCCUCACGAUCCAAUCAUUAAUCGACUCAGAAGACAAGUCAGAGGAUUCAGGAGGAGUUGAUGUAAACUGUUCGGAUGCGUUUGGCUAUCUUGAAGUCGUCGAGUAUAUCGUCAACAAUGGAGCAGAUAUUGAAAUUGGUAAUAAAGAUGGAUUAACAGCUCUUCACAAAGCAUCAUUCAAGGGUCAUCUUGGUAUCGUCAAAUACUUUGUUAGGAAAGGGGCACAGCUUGACAAAUGUAACAAAAACGACAGGACACCCUUGUUUUGUGCUACUCAAGAAGGCUAUCUUGAAGUCGUCGAGUAUAUCGUCAACAAUGGAGCAGAUAUUGAAAUUGACGGUGGCAAUCGUGACAUCGCAGAGUAUCUUUUGAAGGAAGGAGCCAACAUUAACACGUGUGAUGAAGGUGGAUGUGCCGGCGGACAAAAUGGCGUCGGAGCCUAG
Strongylocentrotus purpuratus (purple sea urchin) is the source of this 477-nucleotide messenger RNA. Its product is annotated as protein fem-1 homolog A-like. The transcript has 4 exons. Gene Ontology annotation, molecular function: protein binding. NCBI's taxonomy places the organism in Eukaryota, Metazoa, Echinodermata, Echinoidea, Camarodonta, Strongylocentrotidae. The record is from RefSeq and is a predicted model, not a curated record. The coding region runs from base 1 to 477 and encodes 158 amino acids.